AUGGCUCCCGGUCUCAUCGAGCGACUCCAGCAGAAGAUUGAGCUUUUCAGGCUCGAGCAGCGUUACACCCGCCGCCGCCAUCGCCGUUCCACCUUCGUCUCCAACGCCGUCUACGUCGAUGGCGAGUACAUCUACAACACCCCCAACACCACAGGCUCCUCCAGCGCCACCAGCUCGACCAAGCACUCCCAGCAGAGCACCGGCAGUGCCGCAUCAGCCAGCGCCUCACCGGAGAAGCCCGGCAAGCGUCUAAACCGCUUCUCUUCUAUGCCAGGCUUUGGCUCCCUCGCCAAGAGGGACAACACCGUCCAGGACUGGCGGACCACCAGAGUCAGCGUUGACGAGGUCCGGUAA
Phaeoacremonium minimum UCRPA7 is the source of this 354-nucleotide messenger RNA. RefSeq lists its product as hypothetical. The transcript has a single exon. The record is from RefSeq and is a predicted model, not a curated record. Bases 1 to 354 code for a protein of 117 amino acids. NCBI's taxonomy places the organism in Eukaryota, Fungi, Ascomycota, Sordariomycetes, Togniniales, Togniniaceae.